This is a messenger RNA of Quercus lobata, 537 nucleotides long. RefSeq lists its product as uncharacterized. The coding region runs from base 1 to 537 and encodes 178 amino acids. The transcript has a single exon. NCBI's taxonomy places the organism in Eukaryota, Viridiplantae, Streptophyta, Magnoliopsida, Fagales, Fagaceae. The record is from RefSeq and is a predicted model, not a curated record.
AUGGCCGUCCAUUCCAAGAAUGAGGCCUUGAUGUGUAAGGUGUUCUUAUCCAGUCUGGCACUUGUGGCGAUGAGAUGGUUUGAUGGCUUGGGGGCAGGUUCCAUAAAUUUCUUUAAGGGGCUCACUCAAGCAUUUGGUUCUCGUUUUAUUACUUGUAGCAGGGUUCAUCGACCCUUAAAUUCCCUACUAUUCUUAUCCAUGCGAGAGGGGGAAACUCUGAAAAAAUAUUCGGACAGAUACUGGGAAAUGUUCAAUGAGAUAGAUGGUGACUUUGAUGACGUGACCAUCAGCACUUUCAAGGUUGGCCUCCUAGUCAAGCACGGUUUAAGGAAGUCUUUGAUGGGAAAGCCUAUCACCAAUGUGCACCAACUUAUAUUUGAGAUUGACAAGUAUAAAAGGGUUGAGGAAGACCUACAGCAGGGGAAAGGUAAGGCUAAGGUUAUCCCUCAGGAGAAGAGGGAUUUUAGGUCGGAUUGGUACAAUAAAAACCGACCUCGGACAGACUUUACUGGGCAGCUAGGGCCUACUAAUACUUAG